This is a messenger RNA of Humulus lupulus (European hop), 2466 nucleotides long. RefSeq lists its product as uncharacterized. The record is from RefSeq and is a predicted model, not a curated record. The transcript is spliced from 11 exons. Lineage: Eukaryota; Viridiplantae; Streptophyta; Magnoliopsida; Rosales; Cannabaceae. The coding region runs from base 135 to 2357 and encodes 740 amino acids.
UUUUCCCUCUCAAAUUUCAAAACACGGCGCCUAAAUCCAUCUUAUUGCGCUCUCUUCUUAUUCUUCUUCAAAAUUCCAGGGUUCGGUAUCUCGUCUCUCAAUCAAUUACAGACAGAAGAGAAUUCGUCCCUACCAUGGAAAGCGACGACGAAGUUCUGCGGUUUUCCUCCCCGGAGGGAGUUUCUCCAGUCCGCGAAAGAAAGCUGAAGCGUUUGAAGAAAGCAAUUAGGGUUUCAGAUCCCCAAAUCGAGCAGUCUGAUGAUCGAGUUUUAAUAGCAGAAGCCAAUUCAUCUCAUUGUGAAACCCAAGAAUUUGAAGGAACGGAAGAGUUCUUGGUGUCUAGUUCGGGAUCGGAGGAUUAUGAAGGGGGAAACGAUCUGGAUUCUGGACUUACUGGUUUGGGUACUGAGGGCAAUGGUUUGGGGGCUAAGAGGGCUUUGGAUUUUGGGACUUUUGGCGUGGGAUCUGGUGAAGAUCGAAGCAAUGAGAUUGGAGAGGGCAGUGGGGGUGAUGUGUCGAUUGAGGAACCGGAGAAGACUCAGCGUAAUUCUGACUGUAUUGAGGAAGAGAAGGACAAAAAGAAGAGGAAGAAGAGGGAUGAUGGUGGUGAGGGUAGCGAGACUGAUAACAAACGGAUGUCGGAGAAGAAGAGAAGAGAACAUCUAAAAAAACUCCACGCUGAAUCUCAGAGGCUGCUGCGAGAAACUAGAGACGCAAAGUUUAAAUCCGCACCACUUGUUCAGAAGCCUAUAUCUUCAGUUUUGGAAAAGAUUCGACAAAGAAAGUUAGAGGUUGCACGAAAAUCUGCUAUUAUAAGAGGUACGUCUUUCAUUGAUGACAGUGACAGUUUAUCAGGAGAGGAUUUUGUAAACCCAGAGUUAGAAGACAGAGAAGGAGAUAGAGUUCCAGUAACUAUAGAUGAGGAGAAAGUUGCAGGUGGGACUGAAGCAGAGGGUAGCAUCGAUGGGCUGCAGAAGGAUGAAUCUGAUAUCAUACACACCCGAAUAACAGUUCCUCCUCAGUUAGUUAUGGAUGGGGAAUCAAAGCAGUCACAAUCAUUUCGUGUUCCUAUUGGUGAUACUCAGGAUUUGUUUUCUGAUUCCCAAACAAGUGACUCUAAAAAUGAGACACCAAGCAGUCCUUUGGAAGAAGAAUUUGUGCCUUCAGUACUUGCAAUGAGCUUAAAGUUUGACUCUGCCCCUCCCGAUGAUGUUACUUCUGAUGAAGAAGAAGUUGAUGAUGACAAAGAGAAUGUUAAUCCCCAUCCAUCUAGACCAGCUGGUUUGGCUUCAUCUCCCACUGGUGAUCCUGUCAAAGCUUUUGUUGAUGAUGAAGCUGAAGAAGAGGAUGAUAGUGACAAUGACCUGUUACGAUUCAAAGAUAAUGAUGAAGAUGAGGAUGAUGAAGAUCUUGAAGAUCUUAAAGAUAUGAUAGCAACUGGAUAUGAAGAAAAGCCAAUUGAUAAUGAAAGGCGCAAUGAACUUCACCAGAAGUGGCUUGAGCAACAGGAUGAAACUGGUACUGAAAAUCUUCUGCAGAAGUUGAAGUAUGGUUCAAACAUUAGAGAACCAACUUUAAUUGAAGAGAAAGAAGAUACGGAAGGUGAGGAAGACGAGGAGACUGGUGAUGAUGAAGCAUCAGAAGAGUUGACUCCAUCAAAUCUUGUGAAGAUGAAUUUAAGGAAAGUAAAGCAAAUGAUUCCUCAAAUGUUUACAGACAGCAAUGAUGCAUACUUAUCAUCUGAUGAUGAUGAAACAGAAAAGAGGCACGCCAGACAGUGCUUGCUUGAGAAAGCUGAGGAGCAGGUUACUUUCUUGUCACCAGCAGAAGAUGAAAGUUCGAGAGAAGUUUUUUGUCGUAUAAAGAAGCUGAAUCUUGUGCUUGAUACUAAGAAGAGAGCUAAAACAAAUACACAUUUUGAUAUGUCUCACAUGGGAGUAAACAGAAGCCUUUCAUCAAGGUCAUCUUUCCUUAGCCGGGGAGGAUCGAGUAAUUUGCCAUCAUCCAAGAGGCAAGGAUCAACAACAGCCCGUUCUUUUAUCUUUGAACGAGACGAUAGCAAUAGUAGGAGCACAAUCACAGCGUCGGAGGAUACUUCAGAAACGGACAAGCAAAUUCAGAGAGAGAAUCGACCAAAGGCUGCGUCCGUUAAGAUUAGCAACUCUCAAGUAAAGAUAACCAAAAGCUCAUCUUCUGUAACGAAGCCAGAUACUUCAUUAUUGGAUAUAUUGAAGCGAACUUCUAUGACAUCAAAGCGAUGCAAAAUGGAUAGUGUGGUCACCCGAACUGAAUCUAUGUUAGCUUCGUUCAAGUUGGUGAAGAAACCGGUGAAGACUAAUGAAGAUCGUAAUAUAUAGCUGGCAACUUUGAAAUGAUGUACUGCAUAAUCUACUGAUUCAGAUGAACUCAUUAAAUAUUUGUGCGAUUCACAUUAAUUGGUUGCAUUAUAUAACACAUUAAUUUUUU